AUGGAGAAGAGUGGGAACAUUCAGCUGGAGAUUCCUGACUUCAGUAACUCUGUCCUGAGCCACCUGAAUCAGUUACGCAUGCAGGGUCGCCUAUGUGACAUUGUGGUCAACGUGCAGGGGCAAGCUUUCCGUGCUCACAAGGUGGUGCUGGCUGCCAGCUCACCCUACUUCCGUGACCACAUGUCCUUGAACGAAAUGAGCACCGUUUCCAUUUCUGUCAUCAAGAACCCUUCUGUUUUUGAGCAGCUCCUUUCUUUUUGUUACACCGGUAGGAUAUGUCUGCAGCUAGCUGACAUCAUCAGUUACCUAACGGCUGCCAGUUUCUUGCAGAUGCAGCACAUCAUAGACAAAUGCACGCAGAUUCUCGAGGGAAUUCAUUUCAAAAUCAACGUGGCAGAGGUGGAAGCGGAAUUGAGCCAGACCAGGACAAAGCAUCAGGAGAGACCACCGGAGUCUCACCGGGUGACGCCAAAUUUAAACCGUUCUCUGAGCCCACGUUACAACACCCCGAAGGGGAGUCGCCUGGGGCAGGUUAGCACAGUGCUGGACAUUCGGGAGCUCAGCCCGCCCGAGGAGUCCACCAGCCCCCAGAUAAUUGAGCAGAGUUCAGACGUGGAAAGCAGGGAGCCCAUACUACGGAUUAACAGAGCUGGACAGUGGUAUGUUGAGACGGGAAUGGGAGACCGUGGGGGACGGAACGAUGACGAUGUCCGGGUGCUGGGAGGAGUACACAUUAAAACGGAGAACCUGGAGGAGUGGCUCGGGGCAGAGCAUCAGCCAUCGGGAGAAGAUGGGAGCAGUGCUGAGGAGGUCACUGCUAUGGUGAUCGACACCACAGGCCACGGAUUGAUGUGCCAAGAAGCUUACGCGUUAGGGUCCUCUGGGGCCAAAGUGGUCAGGCCAACCAGCAGUGAGAUUGACAGAUUUAGCCCUUCUGGCAGCAUGGUUGCUGUGACUGAGCGGUACAGAUCAAAAAGCGAGUCUCCCAGGCGGAUGGAUGAACCCAAGCAGCCCAGUUCCCAGGGGGAGGAAUCAGCCAUGCUUGGAGUGAGCGGUUAUGUGGAAUAUCUUCGGGAGCAGGAGGUUUCAGAGCGCUGGUUCCGGUACAACCCACGGCUUACUUGUAUUUACUGCGCCAAAUCCUUCAACCAGAAAGGCAGCCUGGACCGGCACAUGCGUCUCCACAUGGGCAUCACGCCUUUCGUCUGCCGCAUGUGUGGGAAGAAGUACACCCGCAAGGAUCAGCUGGAGUAUCACAUCCGCAAACACACAGGCAACAAGCCCUUUCACUGCCACGUCUGUGGCAAAAGCUUCCCUUUCCAGGCCAUCCUCAACCAGCACUUUCGCAAGAACCACCCUGGCUGUAUGCCUUUGGAGGGGCCUCACAGCAUCUCUCCUGAGACCACCGUCACAUCUCGGGGGCAGGCAGAGGAAGAAUCUCCUCCGCAGGAGGAGGCUGUUGCCGUGGGGGAGACGGCACAGGGAUCUGUGUCCACGACCGGGCCAGAUUGA
Pelecanus crispus (Dalmatian pelican) is the source of this 1512-nucleotide messenger RNA. RefSeq names its product zinc finger and BTB domain containing 37 (gene ZBTB37). The record is from RefSeq and is a predicted model, not a curated record. Gene Ontology annotation, molecular function: RNA polymerase II cis-regulatory region sequence-specific DNA binding; protein binding; DNA-binding transcription factor activity, RNA polymerase II-specific. NCBI's taxonomy places the organism in Eukaryota, Metazoa, Chordata, Aves, Pelecaniformes, Pelecanidae. Gene Ontology annotation, biological process: regulation of transcription by RNA polymerase II.